Molecule: messenger RNA, 699 nt
Organism: Babjeviella inositovora NRRL Y-12698
Lineage: Eukaryota; Fungi; Ascomycota; Pichiomycetes; Serinales
Exons: 1
Biological process (GO): transmembrane transport
Molecular function (GO): oligopeptide transmembrane transporter activity
Source: RefSeq, a predicted model, not a curated record
UUCUCCUUUGGUUUGAACGUGCUCGUGGAAUUGAUUGUCGGGUAUGCCAUUCCGGGUAACGGUGUGGUGUUGAUGACCAUUAAGGCUCUUGGUUACAAUAUUGAUGGUCAGGCUGAGAACUACAUCACGAAUCAGAAGGAGGCACACUAUGCUAAGAUCCCACCUAUGGCUCUCUUCAGGGGCCAGAUGUUGGCAACUUUCAUUCAAUGUUUUGUCUCGUUGGGCGUUACGAACUGGGUUCUUUCGAACGUCGAUGGUCUUUGUACCCCUCACCAAGCUCAAAAGUUCACCUGCCCUGGUGAUAAAACUUUCUUCUCUGCUUCGGUGAUUUGGGGUGUGAUCGGACCAAAGCGAGUCUUCAACGGGUUGUAUCCAAUCCUCAAGUGGUGCUUCUUAAUCGGAGCAUUGUUGCCAAUCCCGUGUUACGCCUUCAAGCAGUACGGUCCAAAAUCUGUUACUAGGUUUUUCCAACCAACUUUGAUUAUUGGCGGUUUCUUAAACAUCCCUCCAUACAACUUGUCCUAUUUUACUCCAAGUAUGUAUGCUGCAUAUGCCUUUAUGUACCACAUUAAGAGACGGUACAGUGACUGGUGGGAGAAGUACAACUAUGUGUUGUCUUCUGCUCUUGGUGCGGGUGUUGCGUUUUCCCCAAUUAUCAUCUUUUUUGCGGUUCAGUAUCACGCUAAGGAUAUUGACUGA